AUGGUACUAGAUUGGAUUGUAUUAGAGGCUGAUUAUACAAUUCUAAGAGAUGUACAUGAAAAAACUGAUCAUGACGGGCGUGAUAAAAUGAGAGUGGAGGUAAAACAGCAUUAUUAUUGGAUUCCAUCAAAAGUGAUUAGUAUCUAUUUAUCCACAUGUGUUGCAUGGCAAAUUACGAAACCAGUUAAAAACCAUGUGGUGUCAACGGCAAUUGUAUCCUUUGGAUUUUUAACAAGAUUUCAAAUAGAUCUGAUUGAUUUAAGAACAAGACCGGAUGGAGAAUUUAAACGGAAGCCAGGAAGCAGCACAAUUUUAGGGGAAAUUUCAAAAUUUUAUUGGUGUAUUAAAGAUUUAGAUGUGAACGCUCUCGAACUUAACUUCGACUUAACUCAGGGUUAUCUCUGA
Messenger RNA from Didymodactylos carnosus, 405 nucleotides. Lineage: Eukaryota; Metazoa; Rotifera; Eurotatoria; Philodinida; Philodinidae. The record is from the annotation of a GenBank genome assembly.